Nicrophorus vespilloides is the source of this 1228-nucleotide messenger RNA. Its product is annotated as protein glass-like. The coding region runs from base 237 to 1007 and encodes 256 amino acids. Gene Ontology annotation, biological process: regulation of transcription by RNA polymerase II. The record is from RefSeq and is a predicted model, not a curated record. The transcript has 3 exons. Lineage: Eukaryota; Metazoa; Arthropoda; Insecta; Coleoptera; Silphidae. Gene Ontology annotation, molecular function: DNA-binding transcription factor activity, RNA polymerase II-specific; RNA polymerase II cis-regulatory region sequence-specific DNA binding.
UUGUUUAUUUUCUUGGAUCCAAACGAUUUUCAUUUAUGUUUUGACUUUUCAAUUUCCUUCGUUCUACUUUUGGUGGAAAUGGGAGAAACAAAAAUGAAGUAUGGCCCACUUCUUUCUGUUUAGUGCAUGUUAAAUUUCCUUCCUCAUCGAUGAUGAUUUCAAUUAACAAAUGUGUUGUUUUGUUUAUGUUUUACUGAUAUUUUAGCUUACCUGGUGUAUAAACGAAAAACCCAAAGAUGGUUUUUGACUUUAGUGAGUUUCACCUGAGCCAGUUCUCACCUUUUGCCAGGCAGCCGAUGGCUUUUCCUCGGUACUAUUUGCCUGUGCCUGGAGUGGAGCCUGAUGGGAUUAAGCAGGAGAAUCCAAGCGAGUUGCUGGAAGAUGAUCUCAGGAAGAUCAGAGAGGCUAAUUUCUAUCCCAACUUUCCGUAUCCACCGAUGAGGAUGAAGGAGGAAGAGGACGAGUUCAAGUCGAUGGAGAUGGAAAGGAUCGUGCCGAAGCCGAUGCCGAAGAUCGAGAUGAUGGACCCCGAGAAUCCGCACUGCAAGCGGAAACCGUUGCCGCUCGAGAAAUGCCACAUAUGUAAGAAGUACUUCCGGCGGAUGACGACGCAUUUGCAGAAACACGCGGAGAUUCAGCAACUCAACGUUAAUCACAGUCUGUCGUGUCGAUUCUGCUCGAAAGUGUUCAGUAACUUAGGUAACCUGCAGAUCCACAUGCGGACGCAUACCGGCAUGAAGCCGUACGUGUGUGAGGUGUGUUCGAAGGGAUUCGCCCAGUCUUGUAAUCUGACCAAUCACAUGCGGAUCCACACCGGGGAACGCCCAUUCAAGUGUCCUCACUGUGACCGCGCCUUCUCACAGUCCGGCAACCUGACGAACCACAUCCGUCUGCACUUCGAUCAGAAACCGUUCAAAUGCCAUUUCUGCGAUCGUGCCUUCACCCAAUCCGGAAAUCUCAACUCGCACAUCCGGAACAAUCACAAAGACGAGAACCACACGCAAUGAACAAAGUUCGCACGAAUGUCCAACAAAUAUUAACAGUUUAAUUAUUAUUAUUAUGUCUUUAUCUUCUGUCUUUAUUUCUAUUUAAUUUAACUAUUAUGUAUUAUAAUUUCGUGAUUUAGUUUGUAAGUUUAUAUAGAUAUAUAUAAAUAUGGAGAAUGCGGAGCUUACCGAUCCUCGAAGGAUUUUCUUCUUUUAAUUAAAGAGAACGUUUUAUUUGUAUA